AGGAGGGAAAUUAAUCAGCUUCCCAGAGGCCUAUCCUGUCCCUCUAAACAUCUGUCAAUCACUGCCCCUUAAACACAUUGUCCCAUAGUGGUCACCACCUGACUCACAGGACAGGAAACAAACACCAAAAAACAUCCACCCCCUAUGAUAGAAUCUAUAAAAACAACCCAUCUCUGCCUUGUGCACACACUCAGCCUGUGUGUGGUCAUAGCAGUAGCAGUGGUUGGGAGAGAGGUGGUACUUUGUAGAGAUGGCAGCAGAUCAAUACUAAUGCAUUCCCUUUCUCACAAGUCCUCCUGACAAACACUGCUCUUCAUUAGAGAGAGGGAGAGUCAGGCACAGAACAAGACGGACAUUCUUCAUUUUAAGCAUCAUUAUUCUGACUAGCUACCGUUUGGUAAGUAGCCCUUUCUUUACCAAAACUGCAUUUUUAUGUAGUAAAUCAAUAAGGAAUCAUUUAAAUCAGAAUCACUUUAAGACAAUUUUCACAAUGUUACAAUAAGCAAGUCUGACUUCCCUUUCAAUUUCAGGAAGAUGACAGAGAUCACAGCAUCACUGAAUCGCUCAACCUCCCUUCUCUUCGACAACUCAACCUUCCCCCCAUACCUUCAACCCCUCUGGACCUCCUCCUCCCCCUCUUCCAUCCCUCCUCCCCCUGACCUGGUGGUGUCCCCCAACGUUGUGUACAUGGUGGCUGAACUCAUCAUAGCAACCCUCUCCACCGUGGGUAACCUGCUGGUGUGUGCUGCCGUUGGCCUCAACAGGAAGCUACGUACUGUCACCAACUACUUCCUAGUGUCGCUGGCCGUAGCUGACAUCUGCGUGGGUGCACUGGCCAUCCCUUGCGCCAUCCUCACUGGCGUUGGCGUGCCCCGCCACAACCUCUACCUGUGUCUGCUGAUGCUAAGUGUGCUCAUCAUGCUAACCCAGAGCUCCAUCUUCAGCCUGCUAGCUGUAGCUGUGGAGCGCUACGUGGCCAUCUUCCUGCCCUUCCGCUACCACACGCUCAUGACGCCACGCAACGCUAUCCUAGUUAUCCUGGUGACCUGGGUGCUGGCUUUCCUCAUUGGCCUGGUGCCACUCAUGGGCUGGCACAAAACACCGCCCGACUCGGGCUACUGCUUCUUCGUGUUCGUGGUGGACAUGACCUAUAUGGUCUACUUCAACUUCUUUGCCUGCGUGCUAGCGCCCCUGGUGGUCAUGUUCCUCAUCUACGCCAAGAUCUUUGUGACAGUCAAGCGGCAGGUACGGCGCAUCGCAGCAGAGCGCGGGGGCGGCGUGGGGGGUGCGGAGGGGCAGGCGGCCCGGGCGGCCAGCAUGAAGAAGGAGAUAAAGACGGCCACGUCGCUGUUCCUCGUCCUCUUCCUCUUCACUGCCUGCUGGAUACCACUGCACGUCAUCAACUGCUUCCUGCUGCUCUGCCCCGGCUGCCCUGUGCCUUUGGAGCUCCUCCUCACCGCCAUUAUCCUAUCACACGCAAACUCUGCCGUUAACCCCUUUCUGUACGCGUACAAGAUGAAGACCUUCCGGAACACCUUUAAGGCCAUCUUCCUCUGCUGUAGAGCUCUAGGGGACUGGGAAGAGGCGGCCGAUGGUGGGGGGACCACCACCCACAGGACCUGACCGAAGACCCGUUGGUACCGCCUUGACUCGCCAUUCCUUAAUGUUCAACUGGUGAGGAUUAUGUACCAUUUGGUGGUCGUUAUGCCCAGAGAACUGUCUUUUACAAUAAACAGACCUGCUAGAAUAUCAGGGACACAUCUCCUAACUAACGUUAAUAUACCACUAUGUACAUUCCAGUAAAGUUAAAGUUUGUGGACACCAGACUACUUUAUUUGCUUCAUUAGAGAAAGCCUCACCCUUUAG
This is a messenger RNA of Oncorhynchus keta (chum salmon), 1866 nucleotides long. RefSeq names its product adenosine receptor A2b-like. Lineage: Eukaryota; Metazoa; Chordata; Actinopteri; Salmoniformes; Salmonidae. The record is from RefSeq and is a predicted model, not a curated record. Gene Ontology annotation, cellular component: membrane. Gene Ontology annotation, biological process: vasodilation; adenylate cyclase-activating G protein-coupled receptor signaling pathway; G protein-coupled adenosine receptor signaling pathway. Gene Ontology annotation, molecular function: G protein-coupled adenosine receptor activity. The transcript has a single exon. Bases 535 to 1623 code for a protein of 362 amino acids.